GGGCGGGCGCCGUGCCCCGCGGCGCUCACGGCCGCGCUCCCGCAGGAGGUGCAGGUGCUGGGCCGGCGGUUCCGCAACCCGGUGGGGCUGGCCGCCGGCUUUGACAAGCACGGGGAGGCGGUGGACGGGCUCUACCGCCUGGGCUUCGGCUUCGUGGAGGUCGGCAGCGUCACGCCCCAGCCCCAGGACGGCAACCCCCGGCCCCGCGUCUUCCGCUUGCCCGAGGACCAGGCCGUCAUCAACAGGUACGGGUUCAACAGCCACGGGCACGCUGCCGUGGAGCGCCGCCUUCGAGCCCGGCAGGACGCGCAGCUGCGGCUGACUGCAGCGGGACAGCCCCUCGGGAUCAACCUGGGCAAGAACAAGAGCUCGGUGGAUGCUGUGGCCGACUACGUGGCUGGGGUGCGGGUGCUGGGCCCGCUGGCUGACUACCUGGUGGUGAACGUGUCCAGCCCCAACACCCCGGGGCUGCGGGACCUGCAGGGCAGAGCGGAGCUGCGCUGCCUCCUGGGCAAGGUGCUGGAGGAGCGGGAUGCGCUGCCCUGCGUGCCGAAGCCGGCCGUGCUGGUGAAGAUUGCGCCCGACCUCAGCGCGCAAGACAAGCAGGACAUCGCCGGUGUCGUGAGCGAACUGGGGGUUGAUGGGCUGAUCAUCACCAACACCACCGUGAGCCGCCCCAGCAGCCUGCGUGGCGCGGCACGCGCAGAGCCAGGGGGGCUGAGCGGGCAGCCCUUGCGGGACCUCUCCACGGAGACCGUGCGCGAGAUGUACUGCCUUACCCAAGGCUGCGUGCCCAUCAUCGGCGUGGGCGGUGUGAGCAGCGGGCAGGAUGCGCUGGACAAGAUCCGAGCUGGGGCGUCGCUGGUGCAGCUGUACACGGCGCUCACCUACCGCGGGCCCCCCGUGGUGGGCACCGUGAAGCGGGAGCUGGCUGCGCUGCUGCGGAAGCAGGGCUUUGCCAGCGUCAUGGAGGCUGUUGGGGCGGAUCAUCGGCCCUGAGGGGCGCAGGGCCUGGGCCUGGACACUUGGGCCUGGCUCAGAGGAGCUGCGGGCCCUGAAGACCAGCUGCCAGCACUGCCUUGAGUGUGAAGUGACCUGGACUCCAGCCCGAGGCCCCCCAGGCGGGUGCAGGGUGCUGCAGGAACUCACGCCCCGUGCCUGGGUUGCCUGCGGGAGGCCUGGUGUAGGGGCUUUGGGGCAGCUGAUCUGAGCAUCGCCCAUGCUUGUGCAGCCCCUGGGGCUGGCGUGGAGCCCCAUGCUGGGGCCAUGGGAGAGGGUGGCAGUGCCCAACCUCCGGCCCUUAGUGGUAGGAGGAAUUGCCUGGGCUGCUGUGGCCCCCUCGGCUGCCACGCCCUGCCCUGAGCUGCUACCUCUAGCACUGUCCCCGGUGCUCAGCUGUGUCUUUCCCUGGGCUGGGGUCUCUUGUGCCUGACCCCGUGUGGGGCUGAUAUCAUCUCCUCAGCUCAGGGGCUGCAUGGGCUGACAUUCGGUCUUUGCCUCCUGCCAUUAAACUUGGUGCUUGCUCACUC
Molecule: messenger RNA, 1529 nt
Organism: Gavialis gangeticus (Gharial)
Lineage: Eukaryota; Metazoa; Chordata; Crocodylia; Gavialidae
Gene: DHODH
Product: dihydroorotate dehydrogenase (quinone)
Exons: 7
Biological process (GO): 'de novo' pyrimidine nucleobase biosynthetic process; UMP biosynthetic process
Cellular component (GO): cytoplasm; mitochondrial inner membrane
Molecular function (GO): dihydroorotate dehydrogenase activity
Source: RefSeq, a predicted model, not a curated record